Messenger RNA from Thalassophryne amazonica, 1307 nucleotides. Its product is annotated as zinc finger protein 32-like. NCBI's taxonomy places the organism in Eukaryota, Metazoa, Chordata, Actinopteri, Batrachoidiformes, Batrachoididae. The coding region runs from base 149 to 1288 and encodes 379 amino acids. Gene Ontology annotation, molecular function: RNA polymerase II cis-regulatory region sequence-specific DNA binding; DNA-binding transcription factor activity, RNA polymerase II-specific. The transcript is spliced from 5 exons. The record is from RefSeq and is a predicted model, not a curated record. Gene Ontology annotation, biological process: regulation of DNA-templated transcription.
GGACCCAGAGAGUUCUAGAACCCCAGAACCUGUGGGAGGAACCGUUCCCGAGGAAGGUGGCAACCGCGUCUACGUGGAUAUCGAUGAGACGACACUUGAUGCACCAGAGGUGGAAGAGCUGCUGAAAACCAGUCCUGAUGAGAGAAAGAUGGACAGAGUCCACGCUCAGGACAACAGUCUGACAGAAUCGAGCUCCGAGUCUGAAAACACCUGCAGAGAAAAACCUGAGGCCACAGACCGACAGCAGGUUCCUUCUGACUGGAGCUUCAUUCAGGACCAGGAGCCCCCACAUAUUAAAGAGGAACAUCAGGAACUCUGGAUCAGUAAAGAAGAAGAGCGGCUUCACGGUCUGGAGACUGAUGAUGUCAUUACGUUCCCACUGACCUGCAUCCCUGUGAAGAGUGAAGAUGAAGCGAAACCUCAGUCCUCAAAGCUUCAUCAAAGCCAAACUUGGACAGCACCUGGAGCCAGCAGCUCAUCUGAACAUGUGAAAACAGAAUCUGAUAGGGAGGACUGUGGAGGACCACAGGUCGACACUCAAGAUGAAACUUCUGACUGUUCUGAAAUUGAAACCGACAACAGUGAUGACUGGAAGGAGAGCAGAGUACCUGAGUCAGGUUUAAAUGUUCUGACAGGCAUUGAAGUCUCUGUAAGUGACAAGAAACCACUUAGCUGUUCUGGCACAAAGACUGAGCCAGAUCAUGAGGACAAGACUUCAGACUCAAGUGACAGUGACAAAAGUUUUGUUUGGGAGGAUUUCCGGGAACGUCGGUCUGCUUCAAACUGUGCACAUAAGAGUUGUAAUACUAGUGAGAAACCAUUUCGAUGCACCGAGUGCAGUAAAGGAUUUGCUCGCAAAGACAAUUUGCAUAUUCAUAUGCGAGUUCAUAAUGGAGUGAAACCGUUUAGCUGUUUUAAAUGUGGCAAAUCGUUUGGAUACAAGAACUGUCUGGAUAUCCACAUGACGAGUCACAUUAAAGAGAAAUCAUUUAGUUGCACCAAAUGUGAGAAAACAUUUAAAUAUGAGAUCAGUAUGAAGAGACAUGUUAGACUGCACACAGGAGAGAAACUCUGUCAAUGCUCUGUCUGCGGUAAAAACUUCUCUGAGAAGUCAAAAUUAACGGUUCACAAGAGACGCCACGCAGGAGAGAAACCAUUCAGCUGUCCAGUUUGGCAGAAAUCAUUUCCCUGCAGAGGACAGUUUGACACACAUUUGACUGUCCACCCAGGACUAGAACAGUCCUGUGCAGGGUUUGUCAGAAAGGACACAGCAAAAAGUGGUCUCUGAACACAGCUCUUUCUUCAUC